GUUUUCUCUUAAAAUUAAGGUCGUUCUUACAAGAAAAGUCCACCUGCUCCAGCUGAAAAAGGCAAGCCUACUUUGGAUUCAAGAUUUUUCCAUUUACACAUAAAUCUGUAUUGAUGUACAGAUAGCGCCGCUUUUGGGUUAUUGAUAUAUUCUGCGGAACAGAAGGUGCCACUUUUUUUUUUUUCUUUUUUUCCGAUAAGCGAAUACUGGCAGUAUAGAUAGAUUGAGAGAUCAAAAUGAUGAUGGGGGGUCGUAGAGACGGCCCUUUGAUGAGAAGCAAUGAAAAAGGGCGGCGGUCAAGAAUUGCAGCGGCUAUAGCAAUUGGGGUGGUGUUUGGAUGCGUCUUUGCCUUGUUGUACCCUCACGGCCUCUUUGUCUCCACUCCACUCCACUCCAUCGCCUCUAAAUCCUAUUUGCAGUUCAACUUGUCUUCAUGCGAGUCAUCUGAACGCAUCAGCAUGUUGAAGUCAGAAUAUGUUGCAGCUUAUAAGAAAAAUGCCGAGUUGAAAAAGCAGAUCCAAGAAUUGACUGGAAAGCUGUGGUUAGCUGAGCAAGGAAAAGACAAUGCACAGAAACAGGUGUUGGUGUUGGGAGAACAGCAAAAGACUGGUCCUUUUGGCACUGUUAAGAGUUCAAGAACAAAUCCUACUGUCGUCCCAGACGUAUCUGCGAACCCAAGAUUGGCUAAGAUACUGGAAAAAGUUGCUGUUAACCGAGAACUUAUUGUUGCACUUGCAAAUUCAAACGUCAAGAAUAUGUUGGAAGUUUGGUUUAGCAGCAUAAAGAGAGUUGGAAUACCCAAUUAUUUAGUUGUUGCCCUGGAUGAAGAAAUUGCCAACUUGUGCAGGCACAAUAAUGUUCCUGUUUAUGAGAGAGAUCCAGAUAAUGGGAUUGACCUAGUUGGGAGGACAGGAGGAAAUCAUGCUGUCUCAGGGUUGAAGUUCCAGAUAUUGAGAGAGUUUUUGCAGCUAGGUUAUAGUGUUCUUCUCUCGGACGUUGAUAUAGUUUAUUUGCAAAAUCCCUUUGAACAUUUUCACCGAGACUCGGAUGUGGAAUCCAUGACCGACGGUCACGAUAACAGGACGGCUUAUGGUUAUGAUGAUGUAUUUGAUGAACCUUCGAUGGGUUGGGCUCGUUAUGCUCAUACAAUGAGGAUAUGGGUUUAUAAUUCUGGUUUCUUCUACAUAAGGCCAACAAUCCCUUCAAUAGAGCUCUUGGAUCGCGUUUCCGAUCGGCUUUCCCGGGGGAAAGCUUGGGACCAAGCAGUCUUUAACGAGGAGCUUUUUUUCCCUUCGCAUCCUGGGUAUGAUGGGCUUCACGCCUCAAGAAGAACUCUGGAUUUUUAUCUCUUUAUGAACAGCAAGGUCCUCUUCAAGAAAGUAAGAAAAGAUGCUCAUUUGAGCAAGUUUAAACCAGUAAUUAUUCAUAUAAAUUAUCACCCUGAUAAGCUGUCAAGAAUGAAAGCAGUUGUGGAGUAUUACGUCAAUGGAAAACAAGAUGCUUUAAAGUCCUUCCCUGAUGGUUCAGAUUGGUAAUUCUUAUUUUGGUCACUAGAAACACUGCAAAACUUCCGAAGUUGCUGGAUACACAGGUCAAUUUGGCCCAUUGUAACAUUCUGAUUUUGCCUACUUAAAGAGUUAUAUCAGAAGAAUUUGUUGGUUUACCAAAGACGUACUGGAAUCUGUAGCACUACCUCCAUCUAUUUUUGACCUAUUCUCCUCAACGGCUAUUGUUAUUGCCUGGAAUUUGAGAAUGGACUGCAAGAUAUAUGGCGAAGCUUAUCGUGAACAAUUUAUUUCGCUGCUGUGUUGCUGAACUGUGUUGCUUAUGCUAAAGGAUUACUACUUGCUCUACACAGAAGAUUUGUGUGGGUGUGGGUGUGUGUGUGUGUGUGUAUUUAUAUGUUUGGAGUAGUUGGAGUUCCUUUGUACCUACUAGAGCUUCCGACAUUUCUCUGGAUAGUGAAAUGUUGGGUGAAAGCUCAACGUUCAUCCUCUCUUUGACAAUAAAUUUCAAACGAUUCAAUUCAAUUCAAAUCAUUUUCCAUUU
This is a messenger RNA of Coffea arabica (coffee), 2049 nucleotides long. RefSeq names its product arabinosyltransferase RRA3-like. NCBI's taxonomy places the organism in Eukaryota, Viridiplantae, Streptophyta, Magnoliopsida, Gentianales, Rubiaceae. Gene Ontology annotation, biological process: root hair cell development. Gene Ontology annotation, molecular function: glycosyltransferase activity. The record is from RefSeq and is a predicted model, not a curated record.